AUGUCAUCACCUCCUUUCAAAGUGAUCGUUGUUGGCGGCGGCCCCGUCGGUCUCACGGCGGCUCAUGCCCUCCACCAUGCCGGAAUCGACUUCGUGGUCCUCGAAGCACGCGACUCGGUCGUUCUGGACCAGGGGGGCCAGCUUGAUCCAAGUGAGUUAGCCCCUGGACAAGCAGGAUUCUCUACAUUGAACUUGAUUCUCUCAUUGCACGGAACCGCACCGGUCAUUUUCCACCGCGCACAGCUAGUCGAAGCUCUAUACGAUGGGUUGCCCUCGGAAGCUCAAUCACGAUACCUACUCAACAAGAAGAUCAAGUCCAUGGAGGUCUCAGAGGCCCAGGAUGGCGUUAAUGUCAUCUGUACCGACGGAAGCACAUACCAGGGAUCGAUUGUGGUGGGAGCGGAUGGAGUUCACAGCAAGACACGGACUCUUAUGCGUGAUAUGGCCAUGUCUCAGGAUUCUCAGCAGGUCUGGAAGGAUGCUGCUGACCCGUUCCCGGCCCAAUAUCGAUGCAUGUGGAGCAGCUUCCCACGGCCGGAGAGCGUCGAGGCGGGCCACGCCACGGAUGCGCAGUCUAAAGAUAUGUCUGUCAUGUUUCUUGCUGGAAAAGAACGCGGUUGGAUAUUUCUGUACGAGCGUUUUCCGAGGGUUAUAACGACGGCAGAUUCGACCAACGCGGAGCGGGUGCGCUAUACGGAGGAUGAUAUGGAAGUGUUUGCGACGCGGUUCUCUGAAUUCCCCGUGACAGACACGUUGAAGGUCAAGGAUGUAUACGCAACACGAUUGACGCAAGGAAUGGCGAAUCUGGAAGAGGGUAUUUUGACUCGCUGGAGCUGGAGACGAAUUGUCCUCAUGGGUGACGCGUGUCACAAAUUCACGCCAAACGCGGGUCGUGGAUUUAGUAAUGGAAUCCAAGAUGUAGUUGCUCUGUGCAACGGUCUAUAUGGCAUGUUGAAGUCGAGCCAGGGCAUCCUACCAGACGAGGUCACUUUGUCCAAUGUUUUCGACGAGUACCAAAAGACCAGGGCCGACCCAUUGCAAUCCGACUACAGUCAGUCCCGACACAUGUCACGCAUGCAUGCCUGGGAGAACAAACUGUACUACUUUCUUGCCCGAUACGUCAUGUGUCGCGCAUGGAUUAUCACUUUGAUGUUAAGACUGACCGGAAAUGGAGCUGGAGCGAUCCAAAAGGCAUUGGUUUUGAAUUAUAUCCUUGCAGAUGAACCAUUCCCAGCUCUCAUUCCUUGGGACCAUCCGUUAGUCGUCGAGGAAACAAAGGUAUACUAG
Molecule: messenger RNA, 1287 nt
Organism: Penicillium manginii
Lineage: Eukaryota; Fungi; Ascomycota; Eurotiomycetes; Eurotiales; Aspergillaceae
Product: FAD-dependent oxidoreductase
Exons: 3
Coding region: 1-1287 (428 amino acids)
Molecular function (GO): FAD binding
Source: RefSeq, a predicted model, not a curated record